Acipenser ruthenus (sterlet) is the source of this 2699-nucleotide messenger RNA. RefSeq names its product GRB2-associated and regulator of MAPK protein-like. The record is from RefSeq and is a predicted model, not a curated record. Lineage: Eukaryota; Metazoa; Chordata; Actinopteri; Acipenseriformes; Acipenseridae. The transcript is spliced from 2 exons. Bases 271 to 945 code for a protein of 224 amino acids. Gene Ontology annotation, molecular function: protein binding.
CACUCACAAGAAAUGUUUCAACUAGCCUCCUAGCUGAAAUGUUUGCCAAAACAAUUCUACCAAUUUCUCUCUUUGCUAGUAUUAUUUUGAAACAGCCCCAGAAACGAUAUUACCCUCUGUAAACAUCCUUGCAACCCUUUGCUCAUCAGAUAUCCAGUCAUUACGUAACAAAAUGAGUUGAAACAGUGGCAGGGUUUCUGCAGACACUCUUUCAGCUUUGUGUUGUGCUGUUCAGGGACCCUGUUGGAGCAAGUGCCGGUGGUGCUUCCCAUGUACAUGAAAGAGGUGCGACUGGUCCUGGCCGAGGGAUUGGAGGGAGAGAACGAGGAGCAGUGGGAAGCAAUCUGCAGCGCUUACAAUGAGAGGAUCAGGGAGCUGGGACACAUGGAUCACUUCAUCUUCCAAGGUAUUACUCUGCUUGAGAAUAAGGAGUUGAUCGCUCCUCAGAACCUGUAUGCAGAAAUUGAGCCCAUUUACAUGGACUUGAAAAAGCAGGGGGAUGCCUUUAGUCUCUACUGUUCUCUGGAUAAGCCAGUCUCUCCCCCCGAAGUCCCAGCCUGGCCACUUACCUUAAAGCCACAAAUCCCUGCCAAGCCCCAACCCUUCCCCAAACCCAGCAGCCCCUUCCAGGAACCCAUCAGCCCCCUCCAGGAACCCAUCAGCACCCUCCAGGAACCUGAGCUCAGCACCUACCGCAGCCUGGCAGAGGUGCCCCAGGAUCUGCACUCACUCAGCAUAAGGGAGGUGUGUGACUGCCUCCUGCUGUUGAAUCUGGGGAGCUACACACAGGCCUUUCUCCAGGAGCAGAUAGACGGGGACUUGCUGUAUGAGCUUGACCACAUACACAUGAGGGACACUCUGGGUAUGAGCAGCCUGCACAUCACCAAGCUGCUUCGCUUCAGACAAGGCUGGAGGCCCCGGGUGGAGUCGGACGCAAAGGUUUAAAUGACUCACAUCCGCAACUGAAACAUAUCUUUGAGUUUUUUUAGUUAGUGUGCAAAUGAAAUCACUUGCAUGUUCAUGUAGACACCCACACACACUGUACUGGUAAGUAUCUAGCGGUGCGUAUCUGAAGUGAUCUUUCACUGUGAUCUUUAUGGGCGUUGCAGAUACUGUUUUAUUUCUAUCUGCCUCUUCCAUCUGUAGAGUGGAGUUAUCUUUCUUGGACCAUGUUAUUUCACAGCAAAUCAUAUUUAAUACUACAUCAUUUUUAUCAUUAACAGCCACAAAACUAUGACCAUUAGAAAUGUUACGUACAUAAAUUGAGGACAUUUUGAUUUUCAGGCUUUUAGAUACAGUAUGUAGAUUUGUUCUCAUUAUAUCACGGUAGAUUUUUUUAAAUAACAGAGAUUUCAUUAAGUUUUAUUUAUUUUAUUUAUUUAUUUUUUUAAACUUGGUUCUGGAUGUUCUAUACUGAGGUUUACUUCUGAUGUUUUUCAAAGGGCAUAUAUUAAGCUGGGAUUGUGUGGUCACUAUGACAGCGUGUUAUGGGAAUUCAAUCCAGCUUCCUCAUUUAAUCUUUCUUUAACGUUUCUUCAAAUCUCAAAUCUCUCUGUGAAACCUAUGAUAAUGCUGUUAUGUUUUUUAUAAAGACGAUCGUCGCACUCACAAACAGCUUCGAUGGCUUUAAUUGGCUUGAGGUGAGUAAAGCUCAUUCCUGUCAUGACCUGGGGCUGUCACCCCACUUAUGCUCAGCCUUCAAAAGAAUUUGCGGUGGGCCAAGCAAGCGCCCUUCUCCAGAUAAUCCUCUUUCUUCAGCCAAAGAGAUUGGAAUCCUUUUAGGGAGGUCAGGAUGGUGCCCCCAACCCAGGCUGAGAUCUUCCUGUGGGGGGCAGCGAGCACCUUGACCUUGUUGUUGCCUGGGUUGGAGGUGUGGAGCUCAGCCUGGAUGCGCUCAGGGCAGCUUGGAGGUGCCCCCCGCACACUAGCACCAAGGGCCAGUACAUGGGCCCCACCUUCUGCAGGCUGUCCGUCGCCAUGGCGUGGAUGCCCGGGCUCUCGCAGCCGAGGAUGCUGGGAGUGAACAUGAUCUCCGGAGCACGGAACCGCUCUCUGCCGAGAGUGAUCACCUGACCGUCAGGGAGGCGGUAGUCCAUCGCGAAGUUGCGUACUUCAGAUAAGAGUUCCUUUCUGUAGUCAUACACAAGAGCAGAAGAGCAGGAGACCCUUUAGAAAUAGGACAAUGUUCGCAUUCUACCCUAAUAUGACAGCAGCAGCUCUUUUAAUUGGUUUGUGUUGAACCUUGAGAUACAGAAUUAUCCUGUAGUGAAAUGGCCCGGCUCUGUACAAUGAAGCUGUGAGCUAUUUGAGGGGAAGUUCUGUUAGUGUCUGUUGACAACUUCCCUACAACUUUACAAACAAGUAAAAAAAGGGGGAAACUAGCAUAAUCAUAAUACAAUGGUAAUGAGGCAGCCUGUAGGCACAGCAACUAGUCAUUGUUACUGUGUCACCUCAGCAAUCAACCUCUUGUAAGACAGUAUUUAUAUGUUUCUUUUGUUUGUUUUUCUGUUUUAAUCUGAUCUGUUUUCAUUGUCUUUUUGUUGUUUUUAUUUGAUAUGAUAAUGUUGCUGUCCGCCCACAAGAGUGCUUCCAUAGGAUAGACUAUCUGAUGCAUCCCAAAGAACUCCCCGGUAUGAAUAAAUAUAAACAGUUCUUUCUUUUUUUUUUUUAAUGAAAUAACUAAAAUGCGUGUAUCAGCA